Messenger RNA from Polyodon spathula (Mississippi paddlefish), 1245 nucleotides. Its product is annotated as scaffold attachment factor B2-like. Gene Ontology annotation, biological process: regulation of mRNA processing; regulation of transcription by RNA polymerase II. Gene Ontology annotation, cellular component: nucleus. The record is from RefSeq and is a predicted model, not a curated record. Gene Ontology annotation, molecular function: RNA binding; sequence-specific DNA binding. The transcript is spliced from 8 exons. Lineage: Eukaryota; Metazoa; Chordata; Actinopteri; Acipenseriformes; Polyodontidae. The annotation marks the transcript as partial.
CUAAAUAUCAUUUACACUUCGAUUUCUUUUAAAGGUCAAACAAGUAACAGUAGCAGCACUACAUGUGGAAGGAACCUGUGGGUUAGUGGACUGGCUUCGACCACCAGAGCGACAGACUUGAAAAACCUCUUCAGCAAGUAUGGAAAGGUUGUGGGUGCAAAGGUGGUGACAAAUGCACGUAGCCCUGGUGCCCGUUGCUACGGCUUUGUUACAAUGUCCUCAACCGAUGAAGCAACAAAGUGCAUUAGCCAUCUGCACAGAACAGAGUUGCAUGGAAGAAUGAUCUCUGUAGAGAGGGCUAAAAAUGAACCCGCUGGAAAGAAACCUUCAGACAAACCUGAUGCUAAAAAGGACCCCAAGUCUACCAGCAAUGAUGCUGCGGGUCUCGCUACAGAUGCUGAACAAUCUGAAGAAAACAAAGAUGAGAAAUCUGACACUAAUGAAGAGAAAGAUGAUAAAGAUGGUAAAGGAGGCCGUGGUACAGAAAGAACUGUGGUCAUGGAUAAAUCUAAAGGGGAGCCUGUCAUCAGUGUCAAAACUAAAAGCAAAGAUGGAAGAAGCUCCAAGAGCCAGGAUCGCAAAUCCGAGAGCAAAGAGAAGAAAGACAUCCUCUCCUUUGACCAGAUUAAAGAGCAAAGAGAGCGUGAGCGACAGCGGCAGAAGGAGCGAGAGAUCCGUGAGGUGGAGAGGCGCCGGCACUCUGGAGACAGAGAUGGAGAUCGUGAAAGCAGACGGGAGAGGGAGCGCAUCCGCUUGUUCCGGGAGAAGGAGGAGAGAGACCGGCUCAUCAGGCAGAGGAAGUGGCUGGAGCUGGAAAGGGAGCGUCUGGACGGAGAGAGGAUGGAGCGUGAGCGGCUGGAGAGGGAGCGGCUGCGGGUAGAGUACGAGAGGCGACGGGAGCAGGAGAGGAUACAGAGAGAGAGGGAGGAGCUGCGGAGGCAACAAGAGCAGCUCCGAUACGAGCAGGAUCGCAGGCCACUGAAGAGGCCAUACGACUUUGAUGGAAGGAGAGAUGAUUGGCACGAGAAGAGGAUGAACUUGGAUGACCGGUAUGGGCGUGGUUCUGACUUUAGCCGCCAAGACCGACUCCAGGAUUUUGAUCACCGGGAUCGUGGCCGGUACCAGGAUGACCUGUUGUUGGACAGGUGGGUCAGAGAGAACCUUCUCGGUGUGCAGUGUCCCCUUUUAACGAUCACUGCCUUUGUUAAUUCUAACUCGAGGUGGAUGUAGUUCGGGGUUAAGUCU